This is a messenger RNA of Polistes canadensis, 1072 nucleotides long. RefSeq names its product peptidoglycan-recognition protein 2-like. The record is from RefSeq and is a predicted model, not a curated record. NCBI's taxonomy places the organism in Eukaryota, Metazoa, Arthropoda, Insecta, Hymenoptera, Vespidae. Bases 109 to 678 code for a protein of 189 amino acids. Gene Ontology annotation, biological process: innate immune response; peptidoglycan catabolic process. Gene Ontology annotation, molecular function: peptidoglycan binding; zinc ion binding; N-acetylmuramoyl-L-alanine amidase activity. The transcript is spliced from 4 exons.
UUCGAUUUUCAAUCCUCCGUAAAAUACUCUUAGUAUCAUCGAGUGGUGGGUUAUUACAAUUUAUAACGAAACAAUUAUUAAAACACAUAAAAGAAAUCGACACAAAAAAUGAUCGUACAAUUGUUAACACUUUUUCUAAUACUUCAUGUGUCCUAUACUAAUGGCGAUUGUCCUAACAUAAUAAGUAAGAGUGCCUGGGGAGGAAGGGGACCGAAAGGUAUUAAUUAUCUUAUAUUACCAUUACCAAAUGUAAUAAUACAUCAUACUGUUACACCGGAAUGUAACACACAAUCUGAAUGUUCACGAAGAGUACAGUCCAUUCAAUCUUAUCAUAUGGAUACGCUUGGUUGGCAUGAUAUUGGUUAUAAUUUCCUCAUCGGUGGCGAUGGUAAUGUUUACGAAGGUGCAGGGUGGACCAAAGAAGGGGCCCAUACUUUAGGAUACAAUAAAAAUUCUCUCGGAAUAGGUUUCAUUGGUAAUUUCGAAGACAAAAAUGCGAGCAAUAAAAUGGUGGAAGCUGCACACAAAUUGUUUAGAUGUGGUGUUUCUAAUGGUGUACUUCGUGACAAUAUUCGUGCCAUUGCUGCUAGACAAGUAUCAUCAACACUUAGUCCUGGGUAUCGUUUAUCCAAACAAAUGGAAAGUUGGCCCGAGUGGAUCCAUGGUGGAACAAACUAACCCCCUUCGUGGGUUGGUUAAUUUUUUCAAUGUUAUUGUUAUUUAAAAUAUUUGAAAAAAAUAUAUACUUAUACUCUCUAGGGGCUUCAAAAUAUCGGUCUGAUAAUUUAUUUUGUUAUUUUCAAUUAAAAUUCGAACAUGGGUACAAAAAUAUUCCCUGCCGAGACAGGGAUUAAUAAGCACUUUGUGAAUUGAAUAAAUAACUAAAUAACAUAUAACAUAUUUUACGUAUAUCAUGAAAUUAUAGUUAAUCUGAUCAGAGUAGAAUACAAAUUACAUGAUAAUUAAAGCGAAAUUAAACAGAAAUACACGUUGCGCGUGUGUGUGUGUAUGUGUGCACGAUGAUUGAUUUAAUCUUUCAAAAAUAUCAUUCGAAUAAAUUACCAUUAUAUUA